UUGUCACACCAGAAUACGCUAAUCCCUUAAUUCGAAACUUCAGAAAGCCCAAAAUUCUUUGUUCUUUGCGUCUUUUCCCGGAGAAGUAGCGGAGGGUGAAGCUUCAUUCUUCUCAAAAUCUCCUGCCUAUUUCAUAUUGCGGUGAAAGCAUAGAUUCUUUAACAGAAGAGGCAAAUAAGCAGACGUAUAGAUAGUAAAGCUCAAGUUUUGAAGUCGCAUUUUCCAGAUAUCGUUUCAAAUUUCUUUCAACCCAUUUGGCAAAUUGCGGGCUGCGGCUAUAUAUAGUUAGUGUGGUUCUGCCUUGGGAUUCUGUCAACUACGCUGAGACUUUACAUGAUGAGUGGCUCUUUUAUUCGAGUGAAAUCUUCUUUUCCGUUCUGGUUGGUCGGUACGGUUGCUAAGGAAUAUGGCUGAACUUCUCUCCAUGGCCAUGGCUGAUGAUGAUGACAUGAAAGAUGUCAGUGUUUCUCCACUUGAUCUAAAUUCCAUAGGUGGCAACGAGAGUGAAGAUGUGCUUUCACCUGAGGAUGUAGCAUGGGCUGACUCAUGCCUCAUUAAAGAUCUUGCUAUAUCGGACCAUGACAUGGAUUCUUCGAAACAUGCGUCACCGGACGCUUUUCCUUCCCAAAAAAUCUUUUCUGCAGUCUCGAGGGAUGACUCUCCUCAAGAAUCUUGUAUUUUCCCCACCGUCGAAGAGACAGGAAUUUCAGGGAUGGUAGAUGACACCAUUGAUGAGGUUUCUCCAACCAAUGAACAAGAAGGGAACACAACUCGUCAUCGGAUUAACAACAAAGAUACAGAUAGUUCUUGGUCCAGAAUUAACUCAGAAAAUGAAUUUCCUCCCACCUAUAACGAGGAUCUGAGAUCCGCUGAAGACUCCCAUUCUGAAGUAGAUUCAGAGUUUUCAACAUUUGUUGAGGAAAAUUUGGCUGACAUAUUCAAGGUCUGGGAACUUGACAUUCCAGAUGAGGAAGAUGAACUUGUUAAACAGUUCAACAAAGCCCUCGCAGGAAGCUCCUUGGACUCCAACCCUUCAGAAGCCGAAAAUCUUGGAGUACUGCUAGACGAUAAGUUACUUGAUGAUCUCAUUUCUGGCCUUGAUGACCUGUCGUUGAGUCCAAUAAGUGACUAAGUUAUGUUGCAAAUCCAAAUUCUGGUCGAGAGCAUCCGUUUGCAGCUUACUAAUUCUGAUUUUUCCCUGUUCUGUGUUUUAGUUACUACCCUUAUUUAGCUUGAUAAUUAAGUAGCAACUAGUGUAAGAAAACAAGCUGUCUUUAAACUUUCCUUGUAUAUAGGUAUAGAUUACUUAGAUAUUGCUUUCCUUCCUUUGGACUGGAGUCUAUUAGGUGAUUCAACAGAUUGGGUUUUUGCUUUGGUGCAUGAAAUUUCAUCUGAGUUAUUCUUUCAGCCGUCUAAAAGAUGAGACAGGAACAUUUAACUGUGGGAAAUAGUUCUUAGUAGUUGCAAGUCACAGAUAUAAAUUUGCUGCGACUUGCUGAGAUGUAAUGAUCCAGUCUCUUUAGCUUCACAUAACUAAACAUGAGUAGUUGGGAUUA
This is a messenger RNA of Nicotiana tabacum (common tobacco), 1556 nucleotides long. The record is from RefSeq and is a predicted model, not a curated record. NCBI's taxonomy places the organism in Eukaryota, Viridiplantae, Streptophyta, Magnoliopsida, Solanales, Solanaceae.